UCUUUGGCUGAGAACCUGCUGAUAACAGAAGGAGCUGGGCUUCCAAUCUCCAUAGUUCGUCCCAGCAUAGUGUCAGCCGCUUGGAGGGAACCAUUUCCAGGCUGGGUUGAUAAUCUGAACGGACCUACCGGACUCAUCGCUGGUUGCGGGACAGGAAUACUCAGAACACUGCAUUGUGGCCGGGAUCUACUAGCUGAUCUGGUUCCUGUAGAUAUUCCCAUCAACCUGAUGUGCUGUGUUGCAUGGAGGACGGCAACCCAACCCAGCAGUUGUACACAGGUGUACAAUUGUACUUCAAGCAGUGUUAAUCCAAUUACGUAAGUAUAUUGUACCUUUUAUGAAUCUAUGUAAGAAGUAAAAGGAAAAAACCUAGAAAUAAAAACUUUGGUAAUAAAGUUGCAAUUUUCUGAAGUUCUAGGACAAGAUGUCACCGAAAAUAAAGUCCUGAGUUUUAGAUUCUUGGGACUUUUUUCCUAAAAUGAUAUGGGGGGUUGCCAAUAAAGUCUUGGACGAAUUUAUGUAAAGGACUUUUCUUCAAUGCAUCUGCAUAUUGAAUUAGCCAGGGGUGUUUUUAAUACUAAGCUCAUUUUUUCCAUGGUUGUAAAUAAUAACAUUCUUUGUUCCCAUGCAUUUUCCACUUUUUUAUAUAAAAUCUAUACUGGAACCAAAAAAUUCUGAGACGAUGGAGAUAAGUAUAAGUCAGCUUCAACAUUAUUGAUCAGAUUCGAAGGGGGG
Molecule: messenger RNA, 735 nt
Organism: Eurytemora carolleeae
Lineage: Eukaryota; Metazoa; Arthropoda; Copepoda; Calanoida; Temoridae
Product: putative fatty acyl-CoA reductase CG5065
Biological process (GO): long-chain fatty-acyl-CoA metabolic process
Cellular component (GO): peroxisome
Molecular function (GO): alcohol-forming very long-chain fatty acyl-CoA reductase (NADP+) activity
Source: RefSeq, a predicted model, not a curated record